Neoarthrinium moseri is the source of this 435-nucleotide messenger RNA. RefSeq lists its product as uncharacterized. Bases 1 to 435 code for a protein of 144 amino acids. The record is from RefSeq and is a predicted model, not a curated record. The transcript has a single exon. Lineage: Eukaryota; Fungi; Ascomycota; Sordariomycetes; Amphisphaeriales; Apiosporaceae.
AUGGAGGCGUGCGAUGACGAGCGGGGCAGCCAGCACGAGAAUGUGUUAUCCGUUGCACUGACGGCCGGGUUGCUGACUUCGACAUGGUCAAAUAUGGGUAUAUAUUUCGCGUACCCAAGCACAGAGCAUUACCCGAGCGUUGCUGACCCGGACCUCGGGUUGGACCAUCGGCACGAUGGUCGAGAGGAUGAAUACUGGGCACUGGUGCGGGACGCACUAUUGAGGCCGCUAGUCCAGGCAAACCAGCACAUCCGCGUCAAUACCCAGAAGAUCCUGUUGCACGGGGACGGUGCCACGGACGAUCGAUUUCGCGAAGUUGUGGGCGAGGCGCUUCAUGAGCUGGCGCCGUAUCUUAACGCUAGUGACAUCUUUGCGGAGGAUGUGGUAUACGCAGCCGCCAGGGGUGCUGCGGAGAUGGCGAAGAGGGUGUCGUAG